Molecule: messenger RNA, 800 nt
Organism: Panicum virgatum (switchgrass)
Lineage: Eukaryota; Viridiplantae; Streptophyta; Magnoliopsida; Poales; Poaceae
Product: histone H2B.1-like
Exons: 1
Coding region: 110-511 (133 amino acids)
Biological process (GO): nucleosome assembly
Cellular component (GO): nucleosome
Molecular function (GO): structural constituent of chromatin; protein heterodimerization activity; DNA binding
Source: RefSeq, a predicted model, not a curated record
UCCCCAAAGAAUUUCCUAAUCCCCCUGAUCCCAAAGAUAGUAGAGAAGCCAACCCACCUGAUCCCGAAGGCACCCAAAGCAGAUCGAGAAGAAGCUCGCUGAGGAGGAGAUGGCAACUAAGAAGGCGGAGAAGACCCUAGUCGGGAAGAAGCCUAAUGCUGAGAAGAGGCUGCCGGCCGGCAAGUCCGCCAGCAAGGACGACGAGAAGAAGGGCAAGAAGAAGGUGAACAAGAGUUUGGAGAUGUACAAGAUAUACAUCUUUAAGGUGCUCAAGCAGGUCCACCCCAACAUGGGAAUCUCCUCCAAGGCUAUGUCCAUCAUGAACUCGUUCAUGAAUGAUCUUUUCGAGAAACUAGCGGCGGAGGCGGCCAAGCUUGCGUGGUACAACAAGAAAUCCACCAUCACCUCCCGUGAUAUCCAGACCUCGGUUUGCCUCAUCCUCCCCGGCGAGCUCGCCAAGCACGCCGUCUCCGAGGGCACCAAGGCCGUCACCAAGUUCACCACCUCUUAGGCGAUGCGGUUGUGUUGUGAUCGUCUCUGUCGUGCUUAGAUCUGUAGUAGGAGCCUCUCUUGAGGGGUGUCAAGCUGGAACUUUUUUCAUUAUCUAAAAAAUUCUAUGUACUAGGUGCUGCAGUGGUGGAAGUUACCCUGGUCGUCAAUCUAUCUCCAAUAGUUGGUCUCCUGAAUGAUGUAAGAAGGCUGUGCGUGUGCUUUUGUGAUUCGGGUGUCAUGUUCCUAAAUAGUAUGGUUCAUCCUUGCAAUUACUGAUUGCGAAUUUACAUGUCUCGCUCGAGGUCAUA